Molecule: messenger RNA, 1354 nt
Organism: Juglans microcarpa x Juglans regia
Lineage: Eukaryota; Viridiplantae; Streptophyta; Magnoliopsida; Fagales; Juglandaceae
Product: heavy metal-associated isoprenylated plant protein 36-like
Exons: 3
Coding region: 228-1073 (281 amino acids)
Molecular function (GO): metal ion binding
Source: RefSeq, a predicted model, not a curated record
UUCAUGCGAUGUUGACGUGAUGUGGCGUCCACACCAAAUUCUCUCUCUCUCUCUCUCUCUCUCUCUCUCUCUCUGGUCUUUCCUCCACCUAUUUUUCGGUAUUUUCACUCCCCAACUGACACCGCUACUUUUCCUAUAAACCUUGGCUUCCUGAUCAGACACACUCGAGAAGCUACCCACUAGAUCUCUCUCUCUCUCUCUCUCUCUCUCGUCUAGAUCUCAUUGUGAUGGCAACCAAACCACCUGAAGAAGCCCCAGAAACCUUGAAAUACCAGAAAUGGAUCUUGAAAGUCUCAAUCCACUGCGAAGGUUGCAAGAAGAAAGUCAAGAAAGUUCUUCAAAGCAUUGAAGGUGUUUAUACGACCACUGUGGAUUCUCAGCAGCAUAAGGUUACAGUGACCGGUAACGUGGACGCAGAUACUCUAAUCAAGAAGCUUCUGAGAUCAGGAAAACACGCCGAGCUUAUUCCUGAGAAGAAAGAGAAGUCUGGAAAAUCAAAGAAUAACGAAAAGCAGAAGGGUGAGAAAAAUAAUCCUGAAGAAGAUGACAAUGAUAAUAAAGACUCUGAAUUAGAAGGUGGUGAUCAGGUAGAUGAAGACGAUGGUGAAAUUGAGGAGGAAGCUGGAGGGAACGGUGGUGGAGGAGAAGGAGGAGCCAAGAAGAAGAAGAAGAAGAAGAAGAAGAAAGGGCAAACCGGCAAUCCGGCCACCAACGACGCCAGUCAGAAUUCCGGCAAUAAUGCACAGGCAGGCAGUAAUAAUUCUCCGGCAGCUCUCCAUGACAAGCCGGCACCAUCCCUAGCGGCGAUGAAUCUCAGUCCCCCUCGUCAACAUCAUGUGUAUCCAUAUCCACCAUCUAUGUAUCAUCAUCCUCCACCACCACUCUACGGAAUGAGUUACAAUACGGCGUACCCUAGCGCUAGCACUGCUACUGCAUAUUAUGCCCCAGCUCCCAUGCAUGCCAACAGUAAUACGUACUUCCACCCAGAGAUCUACCCGCCGCUACUACCACUUUCCCAUCCGAUCGACUCGUAUGCUGACGACGACGACCAGAGCCAAUGCUCACUCAUGUGAUGAUCAACUCGUGAUCAGGGCCAAAAUGUGGGCCUAUAUAUCUCUGAUCAUGAGAUUUUAAUGACAUAAACUUUACUGAGCGAUGGUCGGAAAGGAUAAAAAUUUGUAAAGAUGGAUUAAGAUCAUAUGAGAGAUUAGGGAGUAGUAAAGUAGCGAAAAAAUAAGAGAGGGGGCCAGGGUUGUUUAGGGGCACUUAUAAGAGGGUGUGUUUAGUGGGUUGUCUUUAUUUAGCUUUGUUAACUGCUUUUGGGCCGGGGGGGUUUUCUUAAGCUUAAGCCAAU